Molecule: messenger RNA, 333 nt
Organism: Nyctereutes procyonoides (raccoon dog)
Lineage: Eukaryota; Metazoa; Chordata; Mammalia; Carnivora; Canidae
Product: WAP four-disulfide core domain protein 10A-like
Exons: 3
Coding region: 1-333 (110 amino acids)
Cellular component (GO): extracellular region
Molecular function (GO): peptidase inhibitor activity
Source: RefSeq, a predicted model, not a curated record
AUGAAGUGGUUGGUUUUCCAGCUGGUGACACUCUACUGCCUGGUCAUCAUGCCAGUGACAGGAAAUAUGAAAGAAAAAACUAAGAAAAUAACUCGUCGUCCAAAUUUCAUUUUAGUAAAACCGAAAGGGCGAGAUUGCUCGAGGUCACCUACCAACUACGAGUGCCAAAGAAAGUGCCAAUAUUCCUGGGAUUGUGUUGCUGGCUAUGAAUGCUGCUUUGCUGCCUGUGGAAGUAUUUGCUUGAAUAUCCGACAAAUUGAGACCCAUAAGGACACUACACCCAGAACCGAGGCUGUAACUACUUUGUAUCCCCCAACCACCAUUUGGAAUUAG